Messenger RNA from Condylura cristata (star-nosed mole), 5880 nucleotides. RefSeq names its product 39S ribosomal protein L2, mitochondrial. Gene Ontology annotation, molecular function: structural constituent of ribosome; ubiquitin protein ligase binding; RNA binding. Gene Ontology annotation, cellular component: ribosome; Golgi apparatus. The transcript is spliced from 30 exons. Bases 77 to 5809 code for a protein of 1910 amino acids. The record is from RefSeq and is a predicted model, not a curated record. Gene Ontology annotation, biological process: ubiquitin-dependent protein catabolic process; cytoplasmic translation. NCBI's taxonomy places the organism in Eukaryota, Metazoa, Chordata, Mammalia, Eulipotyphla, Talpidae.
CGUCAUCUGUCAGCGCCGCGAAACCUGUCUGAAGUGUAUGGUGGCGUCCUGAGCCUGGUGGAACCUGACCACCUUCAUGGCCCUGCGGGCACUAACCCGCGCUCUGGGCUCCCUGAGCCUGACGCCCCCGUCCGCUGUCCCCAGCCAGAGCCUGCUCCCAGGUUCCCAGGUGACAAGUAAUGCCCUGCUCCAGCUGCCCUUUGCCUCAAUGUUGCUCCCCUGCCGCCCAAUCCUUACAUCGGUGGCUCUUAGUGCCAACUCUGUGUCCUGGAAAAGUCGUACCAAGUACACAGUUACACCAGUGAAGAUGAGGAAAUCUGGGGGCCGAGACCACACAGGCCGAAUCCGAGUUCAUGGUAUUGGUGGAGGCCACAAGCAACGUUAUCGUAUGAUUGACUUUCUGCGGUUCCGGCCUGAGCAGGAAACCAAGCCAGGACCCUUUGAGGAGAAGGUCAUCGUUGUCCGUUAUGAUCCCUGUAGGUCAGCAGACAUAGCUCUGGUUGCUGGGGGCAGACGGAAACGUUGGAUCAUUGCCACAGAAAACAUGCAGGCUGGAGAUGUAAUCCUGAACUCUGAUCAGAUAGGUCGAAUGGCAGUUGCUGCCCGGGAAGGAGAUGCACAUCCUCUGGGGGCCUUGCCUGUGGGCACACUUAUCAACAACGUGGAGAGUGAGCCAGGCCGGGGGGCCCAGUAUAUUCGAGCUGUUCUCUGUUCCUUACGUGUCCCAGGUGCCAGGAUGGUGGGGGAACUCCGCUACAGGGAAUUCAGAGUGCCCCUGGGCCCCGGCCUGCAUGCCUAUCCAGAGGAACUAAUCCGCCAGCGUGUGGGCCAUGAUGGGCAUCCCGAGUACCAGAUCCGCUGGCUCAUCCUCAGGCGUGGGGACGAUGGGGAAGGAGGUGCGAGCCAAGUGGACUGCAAAGCUGAGCACAUCCUGCUAUGGAUGUCCAACGAUGAGAUCUAUGCCAACUGCCACAAGAUGCUGGGCGAGGAUGGCCAGGUCAUCGCGCCCUCCCAAGAGACUGCAGGGGAGGCCGGGGCCCUGGACAAAUCGGUGCUGGUAGAGAUGGAAACAGAUGUGAAAUGUCUGAUUCAGAGGGCCCUUCGGCAGCUGGAGGACUGUGCGGGCACCACCCCUCCUGCUCCUCUGCUUCACACUGUCCAUGUGCUCAGCGCCUAUGCCAGCAUCGAGCCCCUCACUGGGGUCUUCAAAGACCCAAGGGUCCUGGACUUGCUCAUGCACAUGUUGAGUAGCCCUGACUAUCAGAUCCGCUGGAGCGCGGGCCGCAUGAUACAAGCCCUGGCCUCCCAUGAUGCUGGGACCCGGACCCAGAUCCUGCUGUCUCUGAGCCAGCAAGAGGCCAUUGAGAAACAACUGGAUUUUGACAGCCGCUGUGCUCUGCUGGCUCUGUUCGCACAGGCCACACUCUCUGAACACCCCAUGUCUUUCGAGGGCAUUCAGCUGCCGCAGGUCCCUGGAAGGCUGCUCUUCUCCCUGGUGAAGCACUACUUAUAUGUCACCUCCCUGUUGGAUCAGCUAAAUGACAGUGCUGUGGAAGCCGGAGCCCAGAACAACGCUGCUCCUGAGGAGCUGAGUGGGGAGAGGGGUCGUCUGGAGCUGGAGUUCUGCAUGGCCAUGGGCACGCUGAUCUCAGAGCUGGUGCAGGCCAUGCGCUGGGAUUGGACUUCGAGCAAGGAGGGGCCCUCCACACGGUCCUCCUGUUCCAUCUUCCAGCCCCAGUUAGCAGAAGCAAGUCCAGGGCUUCCCCCUGCCCAAUCUCGGCCCUUACUCAGGAGGUCAAGGCGCUUUCGCCCUCGCUCUGAGUUUGCAAGUGGCAAUACCUAUGCUUUGUAUGUGCGAGACACCCUGCAGCCGGGGAUGCGCGUGCGGAUGCUGGAUGAUUACGAGGAGAUCAGCGCCGGCGAUGAGGGCGAGUUCCGGCAGAGCAACAGUGGGGUGCCCCCCGUGCAGGUGUUGUGGGAGUCGACAGGCCGCACCUAUUGGGUGCACUGGCACAUGCUGGAGAUCCUGGGCUUUGAGGAAGACAUUGAGGAUGUGAUCGAGGCUGAGGAGUACCAGGGGGCGGUGAUCAGUGGAGCGCUGGGUAUAGCCAUGCCCUCCUGGCGGUGGAAGCCCAUGGCAGAGCUCUACGCCGCGCCCUACGUGCUGCCCGAGGAUGAGGACACUGAGGAGAGUGAACACCUGACCCAGGCCGAGUGGUGGGAGCUCCUCUUCUUCAUCAAGAAGCUGGAUGGACCUGACCAUCAGGAAGUCCUGCAGAUCCUCCAGGAGAAUCUGGACGGAGAGAUUCUGGAUGAUGAGAUCCUGGCUGAACUGGCUGUGCCCAUGGAGCUGGCACAGGACCUGCUGCUGGCGCUGCCUCAGCGACUCGAUGACAGCGCACUUAGGGACCUGCUCAACUGCCGUGUCUACAGGAAAUACGGGCCCGAGGCCCUGGCGGGGCAGCUGGUCUACCCAUCCCUGCUAGAAGCCCAGAACCAACCCCAGGAAUCAGCAGAUGCAGCCAAAGUGAAAGCAAAAGACCCCGCGGCUCAGUGCCCUAGCACUCCCCUGCAGCAGCUGGUGGAGGGUUAUGGUCCGACUGGGAAGAUCUUUCAGGAUCUGGAACGAGCUUUCAGCUCAGACGGGGCCCAGGAGAGUGAGGUCAAGCCGAUCCUGCAGCAGCUCCUGCGGCAGCCCCAGCCCUUCCUGGUGAUGAUGCAGAGCCUCGACACCCCAGCGGCCAACAGGGCCCUGCACCUGGCUGUUCUCAGAAUCCUGAAGCAGCUGGCAGAUAUCCCUGAAGCCCUGCUGCUCCCCUGGCAUGAGGCCAUGGACGCCUGCAUGACCUGCCUGCGGUCCCCAGACACUGACCGAGAGGUGCUCCAGGAACUGAUCUUCUUCCUGCACCGCUUGACCUCAGUGAGCAGGGACUAUGCCGUGGUGCUGAACCAGCUGGGAGCCCGAGAUGCCAUCUCCAAGGCCCUGGAAAAACAUCUGGGCAAGCUGGAGCUGGCUCAGGAGCUGAGGGACAUGGUGUUCAAGUGUGAGAAGCAUGCCCACCUCUAUCGGAAACUCACCACCAACAUCCUGGGAGGCUGCAUCCAGAUGGUGCUGGGCCAGAUCGAAGACCACAGACGAACCCACCGACCCAUCAACAUCCCCUUCUUUGACGUGUUCCUCAGGCACCUGUGCCAGGGCUCCAGCGUGGAGGUGAAGGAGGACAAGUGCUGGGAGAAGGUGGAGGUGUCCUCCAACCCCCACCGGGCCAGCAAGCUGACGGACCGCAACCCCAAAACCUACUGGGAGUCCAACGGCAGUACCGGCUCCCACCACAUCACCCUGCACAUGCGCCAGGGUGUCCUGGUCAGGCAGCUGAAUCUGCUGGUGGCCGGCGAAGACUCGAGCUACAUGCCGGCCAGGGUGGUGGUGCUGGGGGGCGACAGCACCAACUCCGUUAACACAGAACUCAACUCGGUCAAUGUGAUGCCCUCCGCCAGCCGGGUGAUCCUCUUGGAGAAUCUGAACCGUUUCUGGCCCAUCAUCCAGAUCCGCAUAAAGCGCUGCCAGCAGGGCGGCAUUGACACUCGCAUCCGGGGGUUGGAGGUCCUGGGCCCCAAGCCGACGUUCUGGCCAGUGUUCCGGGAGCAGCUGUGCCGUCACACACGCCUCUUCUACAUGGUUCGGGCGCAGGCCUGGAGCCAGGACAUAUCUGAGGACCGCAGGAGCCUCCUGCACCUGAGUUCUAGACUCAAUGGGGCUCUGCGGCAUGAGCAGAAUUUUGCUGACCGCUUCCUCCCCGACAAUGAAGCUGCCCAAGCGCUGGGCAAGACCUGCUGGGAGGCCCUGGUCAGCCCCCUGGUGCAGAACAUCACCUCCCCGGAUGAGGAUGGCGUCAGCCCCCUGGGCUGGCUGCUGGACCAGUACCUGGAGUGUCGGGAGGCUGCCCACAACCCCCAGAGCCGCGCGGCAGCCUUCUCCUCGAGAGUGCGCCGUCUCACGCAUCUGCUGGUGCAUGUGGAGCCCUGUGAGGCUCCCCCUCUGGUGGUGGCCACGCCUCGCCCCAAAGGCAGAAACAGAAGCCAUGACUGGAGCUCCCUGGCUACUCGGGGACUGCCCAGCAGCAUCAUGAGAAACCUGACACGCUGCUGGCGGGCUGUGGUGGAGGAGCAGGUGAACCAUUUUCUGACCUCACGCUGGCGGGAUGACGACUUUGUGCCACGCUACUGUGAGCACUUUAAUCACCUGCACAAGUCGAGCUCCGAGCUGUUUGGCCCACGGGCAGCCUUCUUGCUGGCGCUGCAGAACGGCUGUGCCGGCGCCCUGCUGAAGCUCCCCUUCCUCAAAGCUGCCCACGUGAGUGAGCAGUUUGCCCGGCACAUUGACCAGCGGAUUCAGGGCAGCCGGAUCGGUGGCGCCCGGGGGAUGGAGAUGCUGGCGCAGCUGCAGCGAUGCCUGGAAACCGUCCUCAUUUUCUCUGGCCUGGAGAUAGCCACCACCUUUGAGCAUUACUACCAACACUACAUGGCGGACCGUCUCCUGGGCGUGGGCACGAGCUGGCUGGAGGGGGCCGUGCUGGAGCAGAUCGGCCUCUGCUUCCCCAACCGCCUCCCCCAGCAGAUGCUGCGGAGCCUGAGCACCUCCGAGGAGCUGCAGCGCCAGUUCCAUGUCUACCAGCUCCAGCGGCUCGACCAGGAGCUCCUGAAGCUGGAGGACACGGAGAAGAAAAUUCAGGUGGGCCGUGAGGCCAGUGGCAAAGAGCACGAGAGGAGGGCAGAAGAGGAAGCAGAGGAAGCCGGGGCCGCAGCGGCCGCGGCCGCUGACCUGGAAGAGGAGGAGGAGAACGAGGACCUGUUCUAUGAAGGGGCCAUGCCCGAAGUGUCGGUGCUGGUCUUGUCACCACGCUGCUGGCCUGUUGCCAACAUCUGCCACACGCUGAACCCCAGAACUUGCCUGCCCACCUACCUGAGGGGAACUUUGAACCGAUACUCCAACUUCUACAACAAGAAUCACAGCUACCCUGCCCUAGAGCGGGGGCCACAGAGACGGCUGCAGUGGACGUGGCUGGGCCGGGCUGAGCUGCAGUUUGGAGACCAGACCCUGCACGUUUCCACCGUGCAGAUGUGGCUGCUGCUGUAUCUCAACGACCUGCAGGAGGUCUCUGUGGAGAGUCUGCUGGCGCUCUCGGGGCUCUCUCCAGACACGCUAAACCAGGCAAUUGGGCCUCUGACGGCGUCAAGAGGCCCCCUGGACCUUCACGAGCCGAAGGACGUCCCAGGAGGGGUGCUCAAGGUUCGCGAUGGCAGCGAGGAACCCAGGCCAAGGAGGGGCAAUGUGUGGCUCAUCCCGCCUCAGACAUACCUGAAAGCGGAGGAUGAAGAGGGUCGGAACCUGGAGAAGAGACGGAACCUGCUAAACUGCCUCAUCGUCCGAAUCCUCAAGGCCCAUGGGGACGAGGGGCUACAUAUUGACCAGCUAGUCUGCCUGGUGCUAGAGGCUUGGCAGAAAGGCCCAUGUCCUCCCAGGGGCUUGGUCAGUAGCCUUGGGAGUGGGUCUGCCUGCAGCAGUACUGACGUCCUGUCCUGCAUCCUGCACCUGCUGGGCAGGGGAACGGUGAGGCGCCAUGACGACCGGCCCCAGAUGCUGUCCUACGCAGUCCCCGUGACUGUGAUGGAGCCUCACACCGAGUCCCUGAACCCAGGCUCCUCGGGCCCCAACCCUCCCCUCACUUUCCACACCCUGCAGAUUCGCUCUCGGGGCGUACCCUACGCCUCCUGCACUGGCACCCAGAGUUUCUCUACCUUCCGGUAGCCCUGGAAUGGGGUCAGGGCUAGAAAGAGCUAGAGCUUUCUACAGAAAUAAAAUGCAGGAGUUUGACUACA